Messenger RNA from Pseudo-nitzschia multistriata, 3489 nucleotides. The record is from the annotation of a GenBank genome assembly. Lineage: Eukaryota; Bacillariophyta; Bacillariophyceae; Bacillariales; Bacillariaceae.
GGGCCCAGUGAACAAGAAAGAUCGUCCUUGCACCACUUCUCAUCCAAUAAUACAGUAGUAUCAAUCCUUUCGAAACGAUGGCUGUUGCUCUUCCCUCUGCCCCCGCAGGUGCAGCAACAAGAGCGAGCGGGGGAAUCAUCCUGUUCUACAAGUACCACCCUCUCAGCGACAAUCGUUCCAUUGUCGACAUGUACCGAGGGGCACUGGAGCGGUUCUGCGCUUCCCUGAAUCUGAAAGGGCGGAUCCUGGUGGGUUGCUCCGAGCACAGAUCGGAGGGGAUCAACGGAACCCUGAGCGGAACCCGUCCAAACCUUGAGGUCUUUGUCCGGGCCUUUACCGAAACCGAUAGCGAUAGGGACAACAGCAUUGGAACGAACAACCCCGCAGAACCAGCCCACCCGUCGAAAAGUGCACAAACAACAGCCCUGGCGAGAUUUCAAAGCGAUUGCCGAGAAUUCUAUCGCGCUGCGGGUUGUCCCCCCCUCCAGAUGAAGGAAUCGGAAUUCAAGUGGAGCAAGGUGGACGAAACAAAACCGGGGGAACACCAAGAACAACAACAGUUGUUUCCGGAUUUGAACAUCAAAAUAGUCAAAGAAUUGAUCGGAACCGGUGGGGUCUUGUCUUCCAUCCAUAUCGACCAACUUCACGAGGGCUACCUGACACCCAGAGAAUGGCACGAGCGAAUCGCCAGGCUGAACGCAACCAAAAGGGAAUCGAAGAACGGCAGCGAUAAUGUCGACCAAAGCGACAACAGCAACGACACGAUUCUCAUCGAUUGCCGGAACACCAAGGAGUACGCCAUUGGAAAUUUUGCCGGUUCGAUCGACCCGCAAACUACCACCUUCAACCAAUUUCCCAAGUGGGUCGAUGAGCACAAGCACAAGCUGCGAAACAAGAGCGUCCUGAUGUACUGCACCGGAGGUAUCCGGUGCGAAAAGGCCUCGGCCUACGUCCGCCACGCCAUGGGAACGGCAGUCAAGGAGGUGAGGCACCUACAAGGAGGAAUCCAUAAGUACCUAGAGGAAUUUGGAAGCGACAACCCAACAUAUACAGAAUCGUCUACGGCGGAAGAGGGAGUGUCGUCCUCGUCCUCGUCCUCUUCUCUGUGGAGGGGAAAGAAUUUCGUCUUUGACGGACGCGGUGCCCACGGACCCGCCUCCGAUGGUACCUCAAAGAAUGGCAAACAGAGCAAUCCCGCUGCGUCGGCUAGCACCACCGUCGGAACCUGCCGGUAUUGCAAGUCUCCCUAUGACUCCUUCGAUCCGCAUUGCGUUUGCACUGUGUGCAAGGAACCGAUCUUGGUGUGCAAAUCGUGCCAGGCCUGCUCCGCCAACCGUGCUGGCAACGCCGGAGAAAGCAGCAACGGAAGCGGUGAGGGUUGCGAUGCGGCAGCUGCAACGGCUUCGCAGCUGCAGCAACCCCAGCACGAGCUUCGCCGCCGCCGCGAAUACCACUGCGAGGCCCACCGCCACCUCGAAGAAUGCUACUUCACCAACCUGGAGGGUUUCUCUCCGGCCGAGCUGUCCGAGCAACUCGAACAACUCGAAACACUCAUCCAGGAAAUUGCGGUCGGAAAAAAGUUCAAGCAGCGCCGAAAGACCCUGGCGAAGCAGUGUUCCAGGGUCCGUGCCAAGCUAGCCGAACAAAUGGACGGAGAGCACGCCAAUGGUGGGGAUAGCGGUGGCAUCGAACUUGAACUCAAGUGCCGAAACUGUGGGCAGGUCGGUUGUUCCGGAAAGUGCUGGGGAUUCCAUGGGCUGAAACGCAAGCGCAUACUCGAAGAGCGGGAUAACGGGGCAACGCAGCUUCCACAUACUUCUCCUCCGCAGAAUCCAACGGCAAAGCGUUCCUGUGCCAAAACCAAUCGCCACAACGAAAAAUUGAAGGAACGGAAAGAAUUGCAAAAACAAAAGCAGGUCGAGGAUUGGAUCUCGUUAGGCUUGACGCUAGGGCCAAAGGCCGGGCGUGAUCCCGCUACCGGGUUGAGGGUUCCAAAACCUUGUGUUCGCGUCUUGGAGACCAAUACGAAAGGGAAAUGGUGCGGAAAAGCGCUGCUGAAGGUGUUGCAAACAGAAUUUCCAAACUCCUUUCAGCAGCAGCCGUCGACAUCCAUUACUGAAAGCGACCGCGAGUCCCAGCUCGAUGCCAUACUUCGAACCUUGUUUGAAAAGGGAUUGAUUCGCGUCAACGGCAACCCGAUCCGAAACAUGGACGAGGCAAAUUCCUACAAACUCAAAAACAUGGACGUCAUCGACCGAAUCGUCUACUGGCACGAGCCACCGAUCCAUCUCCCGACGGAAUCCAUAGAGGUUCGAAAGAUUCCUAUUCCGAUGGAGUGUUUCCCCCCAUCCAGCGGCAUGUCAAAAACUGCUUCCACGAGCGAUUACGGGGUGUCCGAAUUCGAUCGCCACAUUUAUGUCUGCAACAAGCCGUCGACGGUUCCCGUCCACCCGGCGGGUCCGUACCUGUCGAAUUCACUGACACUGCUAGUGGAGGCACAGGAGGGACUACCUCCCAAAACGCUCAUCCCUUGCCACAGAAUAGACCGGGCCACCAGCGGGGUGACCAUUUGCUGCGCCGAUCCGAGGGUGGCCCGUGUUGUACAGACCACCAUAAGCGGCCGCUCGCGGGUCCAAAAAGAGUACCUGGCCAGGGUUGGGGGGAGGUUUCCCGCAAACAACACCGAGGACGAUAAUUUGCCUGCGUCGGUUUCUCCCGGCGAGCUCGCCCGAUGGAAAUGGAUUGGAGGGAACCAACCCACCUCCGGGGGGAGCAGUAAAUCCGGGGACUUCCUGCAGGUCGAUGCACCCAUCGAAACAGUCGAUCCCCUCAACGGAAUCCGUAGGAUUGCCUCUACCGGGAAGGCAUCGACGAGCCAGUUCAGGUUGUUGGAAUAUGAUUCUGAAAGCAACACAUCGAUCCUGGCAUGCGUCCCCGUGACGGGCCGGAGCCACCAGCUGAGGGUCCACCUCCAAUGGCUCGGUCACUCCAUUGUGGACGAUGUCCAGUACGGUGGUGGUACAAGCCCUGGUUCCGCUGCCUCGUUGAUUUCUCGGCUCGAUCCCUCGGCGGGCAUCCACCGUGUGCUGGACAACCUCCGAGAAGAUACCUCUCCCGGGGCUGGUGCUCCUGCUCCAGUGCGAACGUCUCUGGGUGUUACAGACGAGCAAUCCAAGGCGGCCAGAGACGUAUGUCCAACCACCGACACACACACAGGGGGCAGGGGACCGUCCGGGACCUUUAGCCCCGCCCAACUCUUGCAGGGUGGCCACGCGAUCUGCCUGCAUGCCCACCGGUAUGCUCUCUCCUUUGGAAAAGGAUCCGGAAACACCGGAAGGGUGGAUGGCGAAACGGGGAACACCAAAGAGAACAACGACGGCGGGGAGGAAACCUUCCACAGGAUCGAGCUGGAGGUGGAUCUUCCGCCAUGGGCAUCCCAUCUGACGAAGGACUGUAUUCCGUGACGUAGAGGCGCUUGCUGCUAGUACU